UCUGUCAUCGGGGAUCCAUUGGCCGCCCUGUCGUGUCGCCCCCGAUGAAAGGCGGCGAGGCGGGGGGCUGUUUGUGACUUUAUCAUGUUAUCUGUGCUGUCGGCGCGGAGGAGUGUUUAGGUGCGCUUGUUUUCCACACACUGACACGCCUGCUCUUGCCGGCACGCGGACACGCAGCGCACUUCGGCGGGUGGUUCACAAUGCUGCAGGUGGUUCCCGGUUGGCUCGUGUUAGUUGUCGCUCGUGCUUCUCGGGUCUGGUGGUGAUGGAGUCGCUGCGCGAGUACCACAUGUAUUUCCCCGCCGCCGCGACGUCGAGUCUCUCGGACCCGGCGAAGUGCGCGACCCUCCCGCGGCGAAAGCACGCCUACCUCGGCGAGACCGUCCAGCUGCUGCUGGUGCUGCGGUUCCGGGACGACCGCGCCGGCGCGUCGCCCUGGAGGGAGCUGGCGGGGUCCCUGUCCGCCCUGGCGAGUGCGUGCGUCGCCGAGAGCCGCGGAGAGCCGCCGGAGCCGGACAGCAGCAGCAGCAGCAGCGGCAGCGAAGAGGAGCCCGGCGAGGGGGAGUGUGGGACCGCAGACACCCGGGAUGCGAGAGCGGACUGCGACCGGGGCUUCGCUCGGUGCGACCCGCUUCUCAUUCACAACAGCUCGGCCUCUGGUGGGCGGGACCCGGUAGAGUCUGCUCUGGUGUUGGAUGACCAGGUUAUCUUCUACCUCACCGUCUCUUUGGACAAGCUGCCGGUCAACACACUCAAAGCCAAGAUCAUCGUGACUGUGUGGAAGGAGGAAGAGAAGGUGGAAGUGAUGGAACACGGCUACCUGACUCUUCUGCAGCUCAGGAGUCCGACACACACCUUCAGACAGGACCAAAGCACCUUCAAGAUACAGGUCAACUCCACCCUGAAUGUUCUUCCACCUCCCAUGGUCCAGUGUCAGCAGAUGACGGUAUCUGGAAAACACUUGACUGUUCUCAAAGUGGUGAACUGCAGCUCUCAGGAGGAGGUGUGUGUCAGAGACGUGAAGAUCCUUCCCAACUAUAACUCGUCCUUCCUUCCCAUGAUGCCAGAUGGUUCAGUACUCGUAGUUGACAAUGUCUGCCACCGAUCAGCUGAGGUCACCAUGGCUUCGUUCUAUCGGGUUGACAGUGAGUCGUCGCGGUUACCGAGCACGCUCAGUGCGCUGGAGGAACAGAACUUCCUGUUCCAGCUUCAGCUACAGAACACGGCAGAGGAGGACUCCAGUGAGGGUUUGGAAGUCCCAUUGGUGGCUGUGUUACAAUGGUACACUCCAGCACUUCCUCUCACAAGAUACAUCUGUAGUUGUUACCUGCUGCCCAGGAUCCGCUUGGCUCGCCCUCAGCUGGUGAUGACAGCUUCCUGUCCCAGUGCCGUCAGGCCUCUGGAGCACUUCUGGGUGAAAUACACGCUGCUGAACAACUUGCAGGACUUCAUGGCCGUCCGUCUGAUCUGGAAUUCUGAGGCUCACAGCCGCCCAUGUCGGCAGGACCCCCGGGCGGGAGCGGUGGUGUGCCGGUCUCCCCUCAACCACCUGGGACAGUGCAGGAAGGGCUCCACCAUCUCCUUCGCCGUGGCCUUCCAGAUCCUCGGGACGGGACUCUUUGAGUUGAGUCAGCACAUGAAACUGAAGCUGCAGUUCACAGCCUCUGUGUCCGCUCCUCCCGUGGGGCCUUGCUCACCACUAUCGCCCAGAGAGCUGCUAGAGACCAAGAGCCUGGGCCGGUCCCAGAGCUUCUCCCACCAACAGUCGUCCAGACCGCACCACGUCAGGUCAGGCAGUGUGAUGGAGAGUCGGGCUGUCGCGCCUCCUGUGGGACCUCCGACGGGCAGAGCCCUCCGCCCUCCGCCGGACCAUACCCUUAUUUCACUGGACAAAAUAGCCAAGAGAGAGUGUAAGGUGCUGGUGCUGGGAUCGCUCCGACAGGCCCACUGCAGAUGACGUGGAGGGGAACGCGGCACUGAGGACACCGACUACAACUGUUUAUCCGUUCUGUCCAUCCACCCUGAAGGAGGAGGAGGAGCAGAGAGGAGAAGUGGUGCUGACGUGGAGAGGAGAGAGGAGGCCGGAGACAGGAGAGAGGACAGUGGCGACGGGAUGCUGCAGUGCAGAGACGAUAACAAACAAACAAAAAGAGCCACAGUGGUUAUUCAUUUCACUGGAUUAGUCAAGUUUUUUUUUAGAUUAUUACUUCAUUUUUGGCACUUUUAAAAAAAAACUUCAAGCCUACAUUCCAUUCGCGUUAUUUUUUAUUACACUCCCUUGUCUGUUUGAUUUGUGUGACGCCUUCAGGAUGAACUGGAUCACUGAGUGGGACGGCCCUUCACAUUCGCAGUAUUUUGACUGUCCACAUACUUUUGGCCAUGUUGUGUACAUUUUGCUGACUGGGGAGCGACUCCCAAAGCCAGCUACAUAAGCUGUGAAAGUGAGAUAGUUUUGUUCAGCAUGAAAUCCCAACAUGUUCCUCUGUUGGGAUAUUGUAGUGAUAUUCUAAUUGAUAGAGCUAAGGUUCUGAAAAUGAAAAUGUAAUUGUCUGUGUUUUGUAACGGGACCACGGACGUGUCAUAGUGUGUACAGUUGGUGUCGGCAGCUUUCUGAAGUCUGUCUCCACGAAGAAGUGGUUUGCACUUGGACUGACAUUCAAGUCAUUUUUAAAAAAUAGGACAUAAUUUCAGCUUGGUUCAGCUUUAUAAUGUAGUCUUACACUGGCAGAUUUAUUCAACACGUGAUUGUCUUAGUGCUGCAUAUUUAUUAUGAAUGUUGGGUUCUUACUUGUCGAUGUACUCUCCUCAUUUUGUUGUCUGCAGCUGUGCAGCAUAUGAUACAUAAUGUGAACAAUAACUGCCAUGUACAAUGUAAGUGUGAAGUGGGGGGAAGUUUCUUUUUAACAUUUCUAAAAUCCUCAUUUGAAGAGUAAACUUGUCCAGUGAAUGUUUGUCAUGGACCAGUGAAGGCUUCCUCGGGCAGCUGAUUUGACCAAACUUUGCAGACGGCCUCCUUUCUUCUUCUUCUUCUUCUUCUUCAGUGGAUCUAAAGGACGCUGGUUUCAGACACUGAAGUCCUGAACUUCGCCGGAGGUUUUGUGACUGUGAACAAAAAGAUUUUCCCUGUUGGUGUGAAAUCAUCUGACUCAGACAAUCUUCUGCUGCGUUCGUCGUAUGUGGAAAGCAAAUCUGGGUCAGUGUGUGGACACAGUGCUCCUCACACUGCUCAGGUCAGGUUCUCUCUUCAACAUUAAAACGUUCCACAUCAAUGUUAUUAUAGAAUUAUUUUACAAAAAAACAAGACAUAUUUCACGUAGCUUAUUUUCCUGAAUGAAUAAAGAGAAAAUAUGUAUUAUCUGCGACAACUUUUAAA
Molecule: messenger RNA, 3373 nt
Organism: Scophthalmus maximus (turbot)
Lineage: Eukaryota; Metazoa; Chordata; Actinopteri; Pleuronectiformes; Scophthalmidae
Gene: trappc14
Product: trafficking protein particle complex subunit 14
Exons: 12
Coding region: 266-1957 (563 amino acids)
Biological process (GO): cilium assembly
Cellular component (GO): TRAPPII protein complex
Molecular function (GO): alpha-tubulin binding
Source: RefSeq, a predicted model, not a curated record